This is a messenger RNA of Cuscuta campestris, 1688 nucleotides long. The record is from the annotation of a GenBank genome assembly. Lineage: Eukaryota; Viridiplantae; Streptophyta; Magnoliopsida; Solanales; Convolvulaceae.
ACGUAAUCCUUCUCACUCUAAUCUUGGAUGGCAUCCUUUGCCAUCUCGUACUACGCCACCGCAGUUGGACCCCGUUCCACGGAUGCGCGUGGGUGUCUCGAGGUUUUCCAGUGAUAAUCCCACUAGAUGGAUAUUUCGGGUUUAGAAGUAUUUUGACUAUUUUCAUAGACGCGAGCCCAAACGUACUCUGUUAAUCACCAUGUUGAUCGAUCACCCGGCGUCCGAGUUGUUCCACCACUAUCAGGCGAAUAAUUGCACGACAUCAUUGUCAAAAUUUUUAGGGGCAGUUCGUCAGCGUUUCGAUCCCACUUAUUAUGAGAAUUAUGUGGGUCUAUUGUCCAAGUUAUCGCAAACUACCACUGUUAUGGACUAUCAAUCUGAAUACGAAGCCAUACUCAACAAGGUGCCAGGAGUGCCAGAAUCCAGCUUAAUCGCUAUGUACGUCGCGGGUCUCAAACAACCUGUGCAGCGGGAGGUCAACCACUGUAAUCCCACUACCCUUCUGAUGGAAUUCACCUUGGCGAGGGAGCUUUCCGCAUGCCACCAAGAGGUCGUCACAACGUACGACAGUGGGUCAUGCCGUGCUAGGUCUACGCGCUUGCCUCCAUCAAUAGGCGAGGGAAUUUUACCGAUGCUGCCUUCGUAUGGUUGUCAACCUCUCGCAACCAGCCACAGCAGAGACAAACCCGCAAACCUUCUGAUUGCUUAUUUGACAAAUGCUGAAAAGGCAAGAAAAGCCUUGAGAGCAUUGAAAGGGCUAGUGAGGCUCCAAGCAAUCAUUCGGGGACGAGCUGUUCGGCGCCAAACUAUUGACACCCUCAAACGCUUGCAGUCAAUAGUAAGCAUUCAAUCAGAACUCCAUGCGCAAAGCUGCAACUUAGUGAAGAACACAGCAGACUUACAAGAAAAGCAAUACCAGGAUAUAAAGAUAGAUAUGAACAGCCACAGAGGAUGGGACAAUAGAAUUCUCUCAAAGGAAGAAGCAAAUGCUAUGUUCUUAAGCAAGAUGGAUGCUGCCAUUAAGAGAGAACGUAUAAGGGAAUACUGGUUAACUCAUAGAAGAUCAUCAGAGGGAGAAUGGAGACCACAGAUAAAGCAGAGAUAUUGGUUAGAGCAAUGGGUAGAUGCUCAGCUAGCCAAAAGAGAAGAUCUUGUGAACCUAGAUACAGAUAUAUGUGCAGGUGCAAGAAUGAGAAACGAGUUUGAGCAAAGGGAAUCAAAGACGAUAUCUCUGAGACAAUACAGAAGCGAAGGAACACCAAGAAGAUCAUUUCAGCAUAAGAGGCAACAUUCUAUAGGGGAUGACAGCCCGAGGGUGUCUCGGUCUGUGCCAACUUACAUGGCAGCCACAGAAUCAGCAAAAGCAAAAGCAAGAUCUUUGAGCUCACCAAGGAUGAGGCCGAUGAAGUUUGAUGCCUAUUCUGACAUUAAUUCCCCAUACAAGUACAAGCUCUCUCCUAUAUCAUCUAUUAACAGCGAGAUGACCGUAAAGAGCAAGGUUCUGAAUCCUUCAAGUUUGUCACAAAGAUCGCCUUGCUUGAAGAGCAUAGCUGCUCCUGUAAGAUCAAGCAGAAGUCUAAAGAAUGUUAGGCUGGAGUCAGAUUUCUGACUUUAGACAACAACAUUUGUAACAUCUGGGUGCCUUCUUACAUGCAUAUUUCAGUUCAUAAUAAAAUCAGUGCUGAAAU